UCUAUGCCCCUUCCCCCCCAACAUGAUCAAAACAAAACCAUUCAUGAGAAUUACAAUUGUUCAUGUUUUCCUUCUGCUUUCCCUCACUUUCUCAGAAUACGGGAUGCUAUUACAAAGAGUGGAAUCUCUUGGAAUAAACUACGGCCAAGUUGGGAAUAAUUUACCCCCACCGAACAAAGUCAUCGACCUCUUGAGCUCUCUGAGGAUCACCAAAACAAGAAUCUACGACACUAAUCCUCGGAUCCUGAACGCAUUCGCCAAUUCGAAGAUAGAGAUCAUCGUCACGAUCGAGAAUCAAGUGUUACCUUCGUUGACAGAUCCUCAACAAGCUCUCCGAUGGGUCGAUUCACAUAUCAAACCCUAUUUCCCUGCCACUAAGAUCACAGGAAUCAUGGUGGGCAACGAGUUGUUCACUGAUGAAGACUCCAGCUUGAUCGGAUAUUUGGUACCGGCGAUGAUGAACAUCCACGGUGCCCUGGUCCAAUUAGGAAUAGACAAAUACAUUCAAGUCUCGACCCCGAAUUCCCUUGCUGUCCUGGCCGAGUCAUACCCUCCGUCGGCCGGAAGUUUCCGGCCCGAGGUUGCCGCCGUCAUGCAACAGCUAUUGGGUUUCUUGGAAAGCACGAAGUCUCCAUUUUGGAUAAAUGCUUAUCCUUUCUUCGCCUACAAGGACAACCCCACGAAAAUCUCAUUGGAUUACGUUCUCUUCAACCGUAACCUAGGCAUGACGGAUCCAAACACAAGGCUACACUACGACAACAUGUUGUACGCACAGGUUGACUCGGUCAACUUCGCAGUGGCGAAAAUGGGUUACCCCAACGUGGAAGUUAGGGUUUUGGAGACAGGGUGGCCGUCCAAGGGUGACGUGGAAGAGACAGGCGCGUGGCCUGCAAACGCCGCCGCGUACAACCGGAACUUGAUGAUGAGACAAUUCGCCGGAGAAGGAACGCCGUUUAGACGUAACACGAGGCUCGAGGUUUAUAUAUUCGCAUUGUUCAACGAGGACAUGAAACCGGGUCCAAUUUCGGAGCGCAAUUACGGGUUAUUUCGACCCGACGGAUCUUUGGCUUAUGAUUUGGGUUUCUCUUCCAUGUCUACUACUGCCGCUUCGGAAUCUUUUUCUCUUUCCUAUUCGUCCGCAUCAAAGGCGAUGGAGAAGAAAAAGACGAGCUUGGAGUAUUGCACGAUUUUGAUCAUGUUGGUGAUGAUACAAGCGAUAAUAUCAAGAAGAUUGUAAAGAGAAGAAUUAAUUAGCAUCUUUAGGACUCUAGUAAUUAACGUUGAUGAAUCAAUUAUAUAUGUAAAUUUAAUAAUUUCGAAGAAAAAUGAAAUGAUUUAUUC
Tarenaya hassleriana is the source of this 1341-nucleotide messenger RNA. RefSeq names its product glucan endo-1,3-beta-glucosidase 14-like. The record is from RefSeq and is a predicted model, not a curated record. Gene Ontology annotation, molecular function: hydrolase activity, hydrolyzing O-glycosyl compounds. Gene Ontology annotation, biological process: carbohydrate metabolic process. Gene Ontology annotation, cellular component: plasma membrane. The coding region runs from base 23 to 1237 and encodes 404 amino acids. The transcript has 4 exons. NCBI's taxonomy places the organism in Eukaryota, Viridiplantae, Streptophyta, Magnoliopsida, Brassicales, Cleomaceae.